CAUUACAUACACUAUUUAUCAAGACCUUCAGUACAGUUUCAUACAGCACUGUGCCUGUCAUGACUCAGCUGCAGACAUGAAUAGCCAAGAAGUUACUUAUGCAGAACUUAAUCUGAUGAAAGACUCAAAGAGACAGCAAAUGAAACCCAAGGGCACUAAUAUUUCCAUUUCAGUAACUGAGCAGGAACUGUUCUAUGCAGAAUUAAAUCUUCAAAAUGCUUCUCAGGAUCUUCAAGGGAAUGACAAGAACUAUCACUGCAAAGGGAAGCUCAUUGCUAGGAUCCUGGGAAUCAUCUGCCUUGUCUUGAUGUCCACUGUGGUAACAAUAGUAGUUGUUACCUCUACUGAAAUACCAGAGCAGAAAAAUUUGUCCCUGACAACAAAGAUCCAGAAAGCACAUCACUGUGGUUGUCCAAAAGAGUGGUUUGUGUAUUCCAACAAUUGCUAUUACAUUAGCACUGAGAGAAAAUCAUGGAAUGAGAGUUUUAUGUCCUGUGCUUCUAAGAACUCUAACCUGCUGUACAUAGAUGAUGAAGAAGAAAUGUGUAUGUUGGACUUCUUCAUUCAUUCUUCAUGGUGUAGAGUCUCCCAGACAAGAAAUAAUAGUUCAUGGCUGUGGCCCAAAGGCUUAACUUUCCUUUCCAAACCGUUGUCAGUAUCUUCAGAGUGGGACCACAAUUGUACAUUUUUAUACGUUCAGGCCAAAAAAAUUUUAAUUGAAUCCUGCUUAGAAAUAAAAACAUAUAUUUGUAAGCACCAGGCACUUCAACCUACCUAAAUCUGAUAUAAUGCUGCUUCACCGUCUAUAAAGAACAUAUUUCUCAUUUCUUCAAGCCAUAUGAUUAUUUUCUUAGAGUUAUCUGUUUAAGAUUUUAUUUUUUACAACAGUUUUGGGUUCACAGCAAGAUUAAGAGAAUGGUACAGAGAUUUCCCAUAACCCUCCAGUAUGCACAUAUGCAUGCCGUCUCCCAUCAUCAACAUCACUCAUUAGAAUGCUUUACUUGUUACCCAGGAUUAAUCUUCAUUGAUAUAUCAUAAUCCCCCAAGGUCCAAAGAGUAUCUGAGGUUUUACCUUUAGGGUUGUAGAAUUAUUUUUAAAUCUUUAUUUAUAUUAACAUAAAAAAAUAUAUACUCAGGAAUAUAUCAUCCAUUUGUUAAACUUUUUUUAUUUAUUAAAAUAAAUUACAUACACAUUAUAAAUGAUAAUAUCAAGCAUUAUUAUGAUAAAGCCCUCGGUAGGGUGAAAAAGCCCACUCAUAUUUCCAAAUUAAUUGAUUUGUUCUAGCCCUAAAGGGGCUGCAUGUGAAGGUUGAACGACCCAGAGUGGCAAGGUUAUCAGUCAGUGUUGAGGUAGGAGACAGAAACCAGGAGAAGUUUGAUAUAAAGAAUUAUUAACUAUAUGGGAAAGCCUAGCAUGAGGGGAUGAAACAAAGUUAUAAGAAUACCUUAGGCUUAAAGGAAAGUACCGAAAGGAGGGAUCACUGGGAAGCCAGGUCCGCUCUCUGAAGAGGGGAUUUAGAUGUCACCGAGGACAAUGUGGGUGCACACAGCUUCAUGGCCGACAUGCUCACUGGAUUGACCUGGGGCAGAGCAGCUCCACGGUCCCCUGGCUGAACUUGGUGAGGAAGGAUCUCGGUCUGAGACUGGCAGGGAGGAAGAACCCCCUGCCAGGGUGUUAGCAGGUAGAGGCUGGAAGAGGAAACUUUAACUGGCACGGGCCACAGACACUCGUGGAGGCUGAAUACACAGGACUUCCUGCAAACAGGCAGCUGGCAACCAAGCCAUAGUGGCCAAAGGAGAGAAAACACCAAGGAACCAGGAAGAAGAGCCCUUUCUGCUGCAGUGUCUCUCGAUGGCCUUUUACCAACAGAAGUCAACCUCCUGUGAGACGACAAGAGAGAAAAUUGAUAGGAUCUUGCACCGUUAUCUGAGAAAAGAGCACUGAGGGAUAGAUUUGGAGCUGAGAGUACUAAAUCGAUAACCAGGCACUCAGGGUAUCAUGCAACAAGCCCAGGGUUGCCGUCUAAGAGCCAUUCAGAUCUGCCCACUUCCUCAGAGAAUGGAACCAAGCUGUACCUUCUGAAUCCGUUUUAGUGCAGCACUAAUCAAAGAUCAGAUUCAUUUUUGGGGAGAGGUUGCUUUUUCAGUGAAUAACAACCAGUGUCCUUUGGUACUUCUUCUUGUCUGCUGUUUUCCUCACCAGGAUUUCAGAUAUUUUGGAAGGUAUCUUGUUUUAUUAAAUUAUCUGUGUCCUCACUCUGUCGUUCUGUGCCAGCAAAUUUAAAAAUAUACUUUGGCAGGGGCACCUGGGUGGCUCAGUCAGUUGAACGUCCAACUUCGGCUCAGGUCAUGAUCUCACGGUUCGUGAGUUUGAGCCCCGCGUCGGGCUCUGUGCUUUGGAUCCUCUGUCCCCCUCUCUCUGCCCUGGCUUUGUUUCCACUCUCCCAGUAAAUCAAUCAAUCAAUCAAUCAAUCAAUCAAUACUUUGGCAUGAAAAAUAAAAUAGUAAUUGAUGAAGAAAACAAGAAUUAAACAUGUACAGAUAUUUGUGUGGGUAAAACAGCUAGUUAUUGCCAAAUCACGAGACAAACUUUAGUAAUUUGAUAGUGAUUCAGAGAUUUUUCUACUGUAAUUCAGUGACAAGAGGAAGAGAGAUAAAACUCAAAGUCGCAAAAUAAAUUCGCAUUUCAUAUGCUUUGAUCUCUUGAA
Messenger RNA from Herpailurus yagouaroundi (jaguarundi), 2708 nucleotides. RefSeq names its product NKG2-F type II integral membrane protein-like. The transcript is spliced from 6 exons. Gene Ontology annotation, biological process: stimulatory C-type lectin receptor signaling pathway; positive regulation of natural killer cell mediated cytotoxicity. NCBI's taxonomy places the organism in Eukaryota, Metazoa, Chordata, Mammalia, Carnivora, Felidae. The record is from RefSeq and is a predicted model, not a curated record. The coding region runs from base 77 to 778 and encodes 233 amino acids.